Molecule: messenger RNA, 1014 nt
Organism: Symbiodinium sp. CCMP2592
Lineage: Eukaryota; Dinophyceae; Suessiales; Symbiodiniaceae
Source: the annotation of a GenBank genome assembly
AUGGCACCUAUCGUCGUGGAUGAGGUUCGCACAGGCACGUACCGUCAGCUUCUCCACCGGGAACAGCUCAUUUCCGGAAAGGAAGAUUCAACAAGUUUCGCUCGCGGGCACCACACCAUUGGCAAAAAGAGUGUGGAUUUGGUUUUGGACCGCAUCAGGAAGCUUGCUGACAACUGCACAGGACUCCAAGGAUCCUGUUUCUACAGCGCAUGUGGCGGUGGGACAGGAUCAGGCCUCAGUUGCCUCAUGCUCGAGAGGCUGUCCGUGGAUAAUGGCCAGAAGCGCAGAAUCUCCUUAACGGUUUGGUGCUGCUUUUUAGUUGCAACUGCCGUGGUGGAGCCUUACAACUGCGCCCGCUCACCCCUUGAGCAUACGGAUGCUACCAUCAUGUACGGCAACGAGGCCCUGUACAGUACCUGCCGCAGGCACUUGGACAUCGAGCGACCAGCGGACACCAAUGUGAACCGCCUUAUCGCUCAGUUUAUCUCAAGUUUGUCGGCAUCGCUGCGCUUCGGUGGAGCCUUGAACGUGGAUAGCACAGAGUCCCAGUCCAACCUGGUCCCGUACACACACAUCCACAUCAUCUUGACGUCCUCUACCCUGGUCAUCUCGGCAGAGAAGGACUACGGUGAGCAGCUGUCGGUGGCGGACAUCACCAUGUCCGUUUUCGAGCCGGCACCCAUGAUGGUCAAGUGCGAUGUACGCCAGUGCAAGCACAUGGCCUGCUGCAGGACGUACCGUGGCGGCGUCGUUCCGAAGGAUGUGAAUGCGGCAGCGGCUACCAUCAACACGCAAUGUACCAGCCCAUUUGUGGACUGGUGCACCACCGGCUUCAAAUGUCAUACGUGCAUGCUGCGGCGCAGCACCGCCGUCGCCGUUGCUUGCGGUGACAUGGCAGCCGUGGAGAAGGACUACGACGAGGUUGGCAUCGAACAACUGAGGGCGAGUGAGAGGAACAAGGUUACGGCUAUGAGUUCUGAGUGCUUCGUUGCUGAGCAGAUGCCGGCCUACUAG